Paramacrobiotus metropolitanus is the source of this 1447-nucleotide messenger RNA. RefSeq lists its product as uncharacterized. Lineage: Eukaryota; Metazoa; Tardigrada; Eutardigrada; Parachela; Macrobiotidae. The record is from RefSeq and is a predicted model, not a curated record. Bases 100 to 1224 code for a protein of 374 amino acids. The transcript has 6 exons.
UGCUACCUUCGCGCUGAUCACGGCAGUGUCAAUAAUAGCAUUCGUGUGCAGUACAGGCCAAGGUGUUGUAAUUAGUUUUAUACAUAGUUUAAUAGGAAAAUGUGGGCCCGCGUUAUUGCCAUGACCUUUAUGGUGGCGGCGGUCAGUGCUGCGGCCGAUCUGCGUCUGUUGGGCGUGCAGACCCGCUCCUGCCCGGUCAGCGGCUGUCCCGCCGGAUCCGAGACGGCCAACAGCAACAGCGUCGAUAUUAAAUACGGAGUGAAGAAUGUCCCGCAAAUCGGAUCAACUUUCACGGCGACAUACAACGAAGACGGUAGCGCGACCAUCAGUGUGUCAAGCGUCAACUGGCCGGCCGGCACCAUCACCCGCCUCGUCGUCGGCAACGGCGGCGCCGGCUGCGAGACCGUGGGCACCAGCCUGACGGUGACCUUUGACAAAUGCGGCAUCCAGCAGUACUUCGGGCUGGAUAAAGUGCAGCGCCGCGUCGUGGUGAAACUGUGCCAGCGCUUCCCAGCCACCAGCAGCAACGGGGUGACCGUCUACUUCCCGGGUAACCGCGACGUCACCGUCGACUUCCACCUGGCGCCGCGCAAUCCCACCAAUAUACAUCCCAUUGAGCCGGAGGUCCUCUGGAAGUCAGAGAGACUGGCGCAGUGCACCGUCCUCACACACAAUAUCACCGCCUUCCGCACCGUCAAGGGCUCGGAAUCCUGGUUCUUCAGCGUGGAAGCCGGCAACUACGACCCCGCCCAGCUGGGUGUCGGUUUCUCCCUGGAGACCUGCAUCCUGCGGCCGUAUCUGGCUGGCGAAUCAGCGCCGACUCGCACUGAAGAAUACUGGCUGACCAUCAUCAAGAACGGGCGUGUCCAUUCUGACUUUUUGCCCAAUCCCGUCAGCCCGCACUAUAAAGUCAACGUCGUCCAGGGCCAGAAGUACGAAGUGGCCACGAAGCGAGUGUACAGCAAUGCGCUCGAGGAAACUAAGUUGGCCGCUGUCGCGCCCGAGAUCGAAUGCCACGUCUGUCUGUGUGAUCCGCUGAGCAGCUGCCCGGACACCCUGCCCAUCGUAUCCGCCUCACCCUUGAGACGUGUUAAUAACGCCGAAGAGGCCUGGGUACCCCGCUUCCGCGUCCUACCGCCCCUGGAGAACGGUCAGCGUUCGGAGAAGCUGCGCGCUGGACCUGUUAACGUGGUGCCGGCCCGCCGCAAGCAGAUGCAGCUGUAAACGUCCACACAACCGGCAAACGGAGAAAGGGGAAAUAUCACAUAGAUUUCGAGAAUUUUCAUAUGCGCCAAAAAUGCUAACACGUGAAUUAUGUGCCAGAGCUAGUGACGAUGCGUUUAACACAAACCCGAAUAUCUGGUUGUACACAACGCCAGUGAAAAAAUACCAUGUUGGGUACAUCGUGACAUGAGCGAGAAAACAGGAAAUAAAUUUAUGGAUGUUG